ACAAGCACCUCACUAGUACGCCACUCUACGCCGAGCUCUCGCCUCGAUCACUCACGUCCAUCGCUCGCUCCCGACCGUCACAACUUACUACCAGUGCUAUAUUACUCGAAAGUGAUCAUCAGUGAUAACACAAUGUGCGAAAGAAGGAUAAGGAAAAUCAAAAAAGGGUCCCACAUGACCAGGCUGCGUGAGACACGGCGCCUGCAAAGACUGCAGCGCAUCGUGACGACUCCGCCCCCGCCGGAGGAGCCCCUGGCGCCUUGCCCGGAGCCCGCCGUCGACAAGACCGCCCAAUGCCGCCUCAUCCUCGAACUAGCCCUAAAGACCAUUAACUUAAUGCAGAAGAACAGCAUGAUUCAGCAGAAAAUUAUCGCACUACAGAAGGAAACUUCAGAUUUCGUUGCGCAAGUGAUGAGCAACCCUGAGAACAAGAAGCGGUACCUGGAGCACCUCCGCUUACACGGAUCGGCGGCCGCGCAGCCGGUGCACGCGCAGGUCAGCUUCCUCCCCGCCACCGCCAAUCUAGAGCCUGGAGCCUAAACAUACGAACACCAUGCGUUUGGGUUGAAGCGCGACACUGACUGAAACAUUAAUGGACGGGUGAUGUUAGUUAAGUUAUUCUUUAGUAUCGCCAUGCGUCUGGCUUUAUAGUUAGUAAUAAUGAACAGAAGAUAAAUGCACAAGCGCUGAAAAUGUUGAUGAAGCUUAUUAUCGCGUGUAAUUAGGGUAAGUAAUUUGAAAUGCGUAGAACGUUACCUAUUUGUAAGAAAUUCGCUAAGUAUAUUACUACCUAAAGUUCUACCUGUAAGUACCUACCUCCUACAAAAGGCUAAGUUAGUUUUCACGGUGACACUGAGAACUAUAUUGGCCUUUUAUAUUAUUUAUUUUUCAAGUCGUUGCUUAUUUCAUGGUUAUUUCUACUAUCUUUUUCUUCUAUGUGAGGUGGAUAACCAACCUCAUCACCCUUGGUCUCAGGAUUAUUAUCGAGCCGCCAAAGGCCCCUUAUUGUUAAAAUUUUAAAUUGUCUUUAAAUUGAAUUCCAUUGACUAAUAUAGCGAUUGUAAGUUUGUCUGUAAUGUACAUUUUGGAUUAAAACGAUAAAGUUUAAAACGCAUUUUGCGGAAAUAAAGAAGCUGGAACCAUGACAUUUUCAUUUUUUAAAUUAUGAGACCAGUGCCAAGUCGUUCAUCUGAAAUUUUUUAGGUGCGUCAUGAAGAAUAGGGUAUUUGACUGCGUCAACAAAAAUUCUAUCCGGUCUAAGAUGAUCAAAAAUCAACUUCGUUUUACUUUAUAACUUAUUAUCGGAUUUUAUUUAUGAAUUAAGUAAUAAUGAGUAAGUACGACGAUUGACUGCUUUUAUUGAUGACGUCACAGGACAGUAUUUCCAUACAAACUCCAAAGAAAAUUUUCGUUUUGACGUUUCGUAAAAAGUAUCAUUUGACUAGGUUGUCAAGUAGCCUAUUGUUCUCCUUUAUCUUUUAGACGUAGGUAGUGAUGGCUCAAGUCGUUACCUGUCGGCUUUUGCCAUAAAAAAUAAUUACCUAAUAUUGUAAGAAGCUUAUUUUAUAAAGAUUUUAAAAAAAAUCUGUAUGGGCUAGUUUUCCCUUCGCAGAUUGGAAGGUUAGACAGGCAGUCGCUGCUGUGAAAGCUGACCUGUCAAAUCCUCGAUUAGAUAACCCCUUGAAAAAGGGCUAACGCCUAGGGAGAUAAUGAUGAUUUUGUAAAGGCUUUUAACAUUCUAACUAUAGGUAAUUGCGACAGUAAAGGUAGCGGUUGUAAAUACGGUUAAUUGCUAGCGUACUUUUUAUCGCUUGGUAUAUCUUAAUAUAAGUUUCAGUUUUGCUGUAAUAACAUACAGUAACUGAAUUUGUUUCAUGUUUACAUACUAACAUUGCUAGAAAGCAAAAGUUUAAAAUAUACUGUAGAUUAUAAGUAUGCAUGAUAAACAUCACAAUGUUAUAACGUUAUAAUUUAAAGUUCUUAAGAGUUUAGGUUAGGUUAGGUUAGGAGAAAGAGAUCUCUCGUCGGAUCCAACUCGGAUGGGCAGCGUUCGGGAAGCUGCGGAAUAUCUUCUCGUCCAAAAUACCUCAGUGUCUCAAGACGAAAGUCUUUGACCAGUGCGUGUUGCCAGUGAUGACCUACGGCAGUGAGACGUGGCCGCUUACUAUGGGUCUCGUGAGGAGGCUCGGUGUCGCUCAGCGGGCAAUGGAGAGAGCUAUGCUCGGUAUUUCCCUGCUCGAUCGAAUCAGAAAUGAGGAGAGCCGCAGGAGAACUAAAGUCACCGACAUAGCUCGAAGAAUUGCAAAGCUGAAGUGGCAGUGGGCAGGACACAUAGCGAGGAGAACCGAUGGCCGAUGGGGCGGAAAGGUUCUGGAGUGGCGACCACGUGUCGGACGACGCUCAGUGGGUAGGCCCGCUACAAGGUGGACCGACGAUCUGGUGAAGGUCGCGGGAAGCCGCUGGAUGCGGGCAGCGCAGGACCGAUCGUCGUGGAGAUCCUUGGGGGAGGCCUAUGCCCAGCAGUGGGCGUCAUACGGCUGAUGAUGAUGAUGAUGAAGAGUUUAGGUGUGAGUUCGGGUUAAAUCAGUACAAUUAUGUUGCCUGUAAGGAUGUGAUGUGUGAAUCUUUGAUUCUUGAAAUACAGUUUACAACAACUGGGUGUCACAAAAGGAAGGAAAUCGUUGUCUUCAUUUCUUAAAAGUUUGAUGUAAGUAAUUAGCUUUUUGUGGGUGACUUCCGCAUGUGCUAUGCACUAGUCUAAGUGGCGCGAGUUACGCGCAUAUUCAAACCACAGAAUACUUUUUCGUGUGUUUAAGUGCGUUUAGGGUAGGUCUGUAUCCACCAAACAAAAAUACUCUGUGGCACAUAAGUAACUCGCGCCAUCUAAUCAAGGGCUUUUUUGCCAAUAGUACCUAACAUUUAUACAUCAAUGUUAUUUGUAUAAUGUGGGUAGUCCUACAGCUCAACGUUGCGUGUAACACUGCCUUACUGAAACUAUCGCAAUAGGGGACUGAGUCAAAGAUAAAUUGUAAAAAGACAUAGAAGCCAGUCUAAGAUAAUAAAAAAUCAAUCUCAUCUUACAUUUCGACUUAUUUUCGAAUUUUAUUUAUGAAUUAAGUAACAACGAGUACGACGUUUGACCGCUUUUAUUGAUGACGUCAUAGGACAGUGUUUCAAUACAAACUCCAAAGAAAACUUCCGUUUUGGCGUUUCGUAAAAAGUAGUUCAUUUGACUAGGUUGUCUAGCCUAUUUCACAUUUUUAACAUAUAAUUACAGAUUUGUAUUCCUGUGUGUUCGUUUAAAUUAUUUAGUAUAGACAUGGAACAGAUCUCUUUGGAAUAUAUUUUUUGACGAUUGUCCUUAUAUUUGUCAUUUUAUUUUGUGCCGAUUUUGUUUGCAUUUAAUAGAGAAUAGUGUAAAUAUUCAUGAAGAAAUACGAAUCGCUUUGCUAUUGAUUCUUAAAUAUACACGAACACUGAAUGAUCCAGUUUGUUUCGUACACGUACUAUAUUUAUAGGUUUAGAAUAAGAUGUAUCAUUUGCACAGAUAUUGCCAAAAGCUGUAUUCAUUUUAAAUAAGUAUAGAAAUACAUCGCACUUUGAAAACAUUAGCGGCGCUACCAAAAAUUUGGUUUUGGUUUAAUUUUAGAUUGGAGAACAUGCUAUUUUAGGUAGUUUUUUUUUCAUCUAAGGGUGAAUAAUUCCACAUUUUCAGUUGCAUCACUAUUGUUGUUAAAGUGCGAGUCAUGUGUGUAGUGUGUAUUUUAAACGCUGAAUAGAUGUAGUUAAUACUUUAAAAACAUUUAAUUUUAUGCCUACGUAUAAUAUGGCUACAUGUAUUGGCUAAAUUACUUUGUAAUCUUUAAAUAUAACUAUCUUCAUUUAAAGAUAAAUAGACAUAAGUAACCUAAAUAAACAAAAUCAUGUUUUGUGAGUAAUCGGGAGCACAUUUGGCGUUUUUAAUGUAAUGUCCUGAAUAAGUAUUAACUUUAGACUGGAAUAAUUGUUAUUUAUUGCAUAAGACUCCCGUCUCGAGGUGAAUAUUUGUAGUAAUUGAUAAUCACUUUACUUGAUUUCAUUAAAUAAACUAGUCUUUCUUUAAUAUUUA
Molecule: messenger RNA, 4108 nt
Organism: Pectinophora gossypiella (pink bollworm)
Lineage: Eukaryota; Metazoa; Arthropoda; Insecta; Lepidoptera; Gelechiidae
Gene: Cipc
Exons: 2
Coding region: 133-540 (135 amino acids)
Source: RefSeq, a predicted model, not a curated record